UUAUCUAUAGAGAGUAAAGUGCAUUUCAUACCUACGUGUCGAGACUCGAGAGUAGUAGGCAGAGAGCAUCUGAAGAAGAAGAAGAAUAAGAAGAAGAAGAAGCUGACGGGAGUGUGAAGCUUCGUUUGUAUCGCUGAGACUAGUCCCUCUGUCUUCCUUUUCCUGCAAAACUCUCCUUCUCCGAUUACGAUGGCUUCUACGGUGUUCACUCUCGCCUCUGCUUCUCCAUCGGUUUCGCUGUCUUUGCAGGAUAAGCUAAAGGCUAAACCGAAGCUUCGCGAGUAUGGCCAGUGCACGCUUUUUGGCAACGCGACAAAGUCUCAUGGUCGAAUGAGAAUGGUAGCCACUGUUAAUGUUUCUCGUUUUGAGGGCAUUUCAAUGGCUCCACCUGACCCCAUCCUUGGAGUAUCUGAAGCAUUCAAGGCUGAUACUGAUGAAAUGAAACUUAAUCUUGGAGUUGGAGCAUACCGUACUGAGGAACUUCAACCUUAUGUUCUUGAUGUUGUCAAGAAGGCUGAGAACCUUAUGCUACAGAGGGGAGAAAACAAAGAGUAUCUUCCAAUAGAAGGUUUGGCUGCCUUCAACAAAGUCACUGCAGAGUUGUUGUUUGGUGCUGACAAUGAAGUGAUUCAACAAAAAAGGGUUGCAACUGUUCAGGGUCUUUCAGGAACUGGAUCCUUAAGACUUGCAGCAGCACUGAUAGAGCGUUAUUUCCCUGGCUCAAAAGUUCUGAUAUCAUCUCCAACAUGGGGUAAUCACAAGAAUAUUUUCAAUGAUGCCAGAGUACCCUGGUCUGAAUAUCGCUAUUAUGAUCCAAAAACAGUUGGUUUGGAUUUUGAAGGAAUGCUAGAAGACAUAAAGUCUGCCCCUGAAGGAUCAUUCAUUUUGCUGCAUGGCUGUGCUCACAACCCAACUGGUAUUGAUCCUACACCUGAACAGUGGGAAAAGAUUGCAGACUUAAUCCAAGAGAAGAACCACAUUCCGUUUUUUGAUGUUGCCUAUCAGGGAUUUGCGAGUGGUAGCCUUGAUGCAGAUGCAUCAUCUGUGAGAAUGUUUGCUUCACGUGGGUUGGAGCUGCUUGUUGCUCAGUCGUACAGUAAGAAUCUGGGUCUUUAUGCUGAAAGGAUUGGAGCUAUCAAUGUUGUUUGCUCAUCAGCGGAUGCAGCAGCAAGGGUGAAAAGCCAACUGAAGAGGCUGGCACGGCCAAUGUACUCAAAUCCUCCCAUACAUGGAGCUAGGAUUGUUGCCAAUGUCGUAGGAAACCCCGAGCUCUUCAAUGAAUGGAAACAAGAGAUGGAAAUGAUGGCAGGGAGGAUAAAGAGCGUGAGGCAAAAACUAUAUGACAGCCUGUCUUUGAAGGACAAGAGUGGGAAGGACUGGACAUUUAUUCUGAAGCAGAUUGGCAUGUUUUCCUUUACCGGCCUGAAUAAAGCUCAGAGCGAAAACAUGUCGAAUAAGUGGCAUAUAUACAUGACCAAAGAUGGAAGAAUAUCCUUGGCUGGCUUAUCUGCAGCGAAGUGCGAAUAUCUUGCAGAUGCCAUCAUUGAUUCAUAUUACAAUGUCAGCUAGAUAAAUAAGACUGGAAGUACAUUUUCAUAGCAAUUUUGAUGAGUUACUUUGUUUCACUCUUUGAUCCAAUGACUUUUAACAAAUCUUAUAAUAAUAGUUGUCCAGCAUGAUGAUUUACCCAUCAAUUAGAAGAGCCAUUGGAUUCAGAAUAUAUUGUAAUAAUGGUUUUUCAAUGUUAGGUUGUGCCAAGAAAUUUUGGAACUUUUUGAAUGUAAGGUUUUGCGUAAGAGAUCUUUGUGUGAUA
Ipomoea nil (Japanese morning glory) is the source of this 1813-nucleotide messenger RNA. RefSeq names its product aspartate aminotransferase P2, mitochondrial. The transcript has 12 exons. The record is from RefSeq and is a predicted model, not a curated record. Gene Ontology annotation, biological process: biosynthetic process; amino acid metabolic process. Gene Ontology annotation, molecular function: pyridoxal phosphate binding; transaminase activity. The coding region runs from base 190 to 1569 and encodes 459 amino acids. Lineage: Eukaryota; Viridiplantae; Streptophyta; Magnoliopsida; Solanales; Convolvulaceae.